Molecule: messenger RNA, 1441 nt
Organism: Pogona vitticeps (central bearded dragon)
Lineage: Eukaryota; Metazoa; Chordata; Lepidosauria; Squamata; Agamidae
Gene: CWC25
Product: CWC25 spliceosome associated protein
Biological process (GO): mRNA splicing, via spliceosome
Cellular component (GO): U2-type spliceosomal complex
Source: RefSeq, a predicted model, not a curated record
GCUGGAGCCGGAAUCAGGAGAUUGCGUCAUCACUCUGCGCCUGCCGGAGCAAGGCUGCCGAAAGCAGAGAACGAAGGAGCGACUUUGCGGUUGUUCGGUUCGCGGCUGUCGCCAUGGGGGGCGGCGAUCUGAACCUCAAGAAAAGCUGGCAUCCACAAACCUUGCGUAAUGUGGAAAAAGUUUGGAAGGCAGAACAGAAACAUGAAGCUGAACGGAAGAAAAUUGAAGAACUGCAGCGGGAGUUGCAUGAGGAGCGAGCGCGAGAAGAAAUGCAGCGUUAUGCAGAAGAUGUGGGCGCUGUCAAGAAAAGAGAUGAAAAGCUGGAAUGGAUGUACCAAGGACCAGGAGGCAUGGUGAACAGAGAUGAAUAUCUUAUGGGCCGUCCAGUUGACAAAUAUGUCUUUGAGCCAAUGGAGGACAAGGAAGGAGGCUGUUCUUCUGAGACUGGCCUUCUGCCAGGCUCUAUUUUUGCCCCCACAGGUGCCAACUCUGCCCUGGAUAUGGCCAGCAAAAUUCGGGAAGAUCCACUUUUCAUGAUAAGGAAGAGAGAAGAGGAGAAGAAACGCGAAGUUCUGAACAAUCCUGUAAAAAUGAAGAAGAUCAAAGAAUUGUUGCAAAGCAGUUUGGAGAAGAAGAAAAAGAAGAAGGAGAAGAAAAAGAAGCACAAGAAACACAGACACCACAGCCCUAGCAGCAGUGAAGAUGAACAUAUUAAAGCCAAGUCACGAGAGAGAGUUGACAAUUCACUGGAGCCUCUUCACUCCAAAUUGCCACAAUAUGGCUUGCAAGUCCGAGAUACUGGCCACAAGAAGGUACCAUUUGAGAAGCCCCAAGGGAGGUCUGCAUCAAAGGGCAAAUGCCUUUCACCCGAGAGGAACUCUGACACCAAGAGAAUAAAUCAGGUGGAGACAAGCAGUCGCAGGAGGUCGAGAUCACCCAACCAGCACAGACAGCAUAACAACAAGGAUCCUAAAGCAAAGGGAGGAGGGAAGAGUCCUUCUCCAAGGAGAGAAGGCUACAGAAGACAACAGUCGUCAAGCAGAAAGCUCUCAGCAGAAGAGCUAGAGAGAAGACGUCAAGAAAUGAUGGAGAAUGCCAAGUGGCGGGAAGAGGAAAGAAAGAACAAUGUGAACAGGCACAGAAAAGAGGAGGAGCGAGAGCGAGCAUUGGAGAAGCUGAGUCGCAGUGAUGGGAAGUUCAUACACCAUAUAAAGCUGGAGAGUGCAUCCACCUCCUCUCUGGAAGACAGAGUCAAGAGGAACAUUCACUCUAUCCAAAGGACAGCAGCAGCACUGGAAAAAAACUUCAUGAAGAGAUGAAAUCAUCUUCCUUCACUAGAACCACUAUGGACUUGCUUAUCUGGGAUACUUUUUUUUACCUCAAGGAGAUGGCAAAGAGUCUCACAGCUAUGAGGGAAAACUAUUAAAAGAUCUUAAUAACA